Molecule: messenger RNA, 1289 nt
Organism: Plutella xylostella (diamondback moth)
Lineage: Eukaryota; Metazoa; Arthropoda; Insecta; Lepidoptera; Plutellidae
Gene: Prdm13
Product: PR/SET domain 13
Biological process (GO): regulation of gene expression
Cellular component (GO): nucleus
Source: RefSeq, a predicted model, not a curated record
UAUUAUUUAAUAGUUCUGAAUGAAGCUAGUGAAUAUGGGCGGUGUCACCUGCAGAUCGAAUCAUGGUGUGGAGGGGUGCGAUGAGGGAGCACAAUGCCGCACUUGUGCCGGCCCGCCCGCCGCCCUCCCGCCUCUAUAUAGCACCGCGGGCCCGGCCGGCCCUCAGUCCUCCGAGCACCCCCAUCCCUCCAGAUACACACGAGCAUCCGUGUGGUCAGUGACCAACUUGUAUCUUCUAAGUUUUCCAAAUUGACCCAAUUAACUAAACGAUAAAGUAUAUUUAUAAAUCUAAAGUGUGACCCAUGUUUCACGGUAACAAAGCCUUCUCCAGCUCGUCGUGUUUGUCACCGACCCGCUAAGAAGACCGUUUGUAGUACAUGAACAAUAACCGGUGGUAGUGGUGAUGCAGUAGCAUGUCGCUGGUGGUGUGCGCGGGCGCGGUGCGGGCCGGCGCCUCCUCGCGGCCGCUGUCGUCGCGGGACCUGCGCCGCCUCGUCUGUCACCACGCUGCAGUCCCGCAGGUGGUGUACGUGGAGGUGGACGCGCAGGGCUGGCUGCCGGCGGCGGCGGCGACCGCGCGCCUCGCGCCGCACCGGCCCGGGGGCAACCUGUCGCUGGAGCGCGCGGGGGCGGGGGCGGGGGCGGCGUGGCGCGUGGUGUGCGCGGGCGCGGCGCCGCUGGUCGAGCUGCGGCUGUGGUUCGCGGAGGACGUGCUGGCCGACGUGCAGUUCCCCUUCCUCACGCCUUUUAAUAUUAGAGGUAAAAACAGUUACGUGUGUCACGAGUGCGGCGAGAAGUUCGAGGAGCCCAACCCGCUGAAGGUGCACCUGUUCCUGUCCUGCAAGCCGUACAGCGCCGAGCUGUUCUGGGACACGUUCCUGGCGCGCGCCGAGCGGCCCCCCGCGCCCCCCGCGCCGCCGCCGGGGCUGGGCGCGCGCGCCGAGGCGCUGGCGGCGUGGUGGGCGCGCGCGGCGCCCGGCGCCCCCGGCCGCCACCGCUGCCUCUACUGCGGCCGCGCCUACUCGCGCGCCUACGGGCUCAAGAUCCACGUGCGCACGCACACGGGCUACAAGCCGCUCAAGUGUCCGCACUGCGCGCGCCGCUUCGGGGACCCCUCCAACCUCAACAAGCACGUGCGCCUGCACGCGUCGCGGGGGCCCGGGGGCGGCGCGGGGGGCGGGGGGGCGCACGCCUGCACUCACUGCGGGCGGGGGCACGCGCGGCGCCGCGACCUGCAGCGCCACGUCCGCGCCGCGCACGCCGGCUGCACCGACGCCACGGAACUGUGA